AUGGAUAAAAGAUUAAAGAGAUUUGAUGUAUUUAGAUUAUCAAGAAAUUAAUAAUCAUAAAGAAGAUUGGAUUCAACAAGAAAAUUAGAUGAUAGAAGUUUUUUAUAAUUAAAAUAAUAUAAGCAUGAAUUCAUAAGAACUCCUUCUAAUUCUAAUACUUGUUAAACUCAAAUGAAAAAAUUAAGGCUAAAACACAAACCUUAAAUCAAUCAAAACUAAAUCUUAUCAUAUUCACUAUCAAUUUAAAAUAUUGAAUAAUUACCAAAUAGAUCACUGGAUCCAAAAGUAAUUAAAUUGAUUAUUCCAAAUCAUAAAAAGAAUACUUAAUCUCAAAAAGAAGGAAUAACAACUACCAGAAAUUAUUACAACAAUUAUUUCGCCCAUCAUGAUCAAAGUGAAAAUAGGGUAAAAUUAAUAAUAAUUUUUAUAGACAUCCUUUCCUACUAUCAAAUUCAAAAAUAAGAUUGUCAAAUCAUAAUUCGAGGCUAAUUUGUAGUUCUAUAAAAAAUAACAGAGCAUCCCUAUUUAAGUGAAGUUAGCCAAUCAAGAUGAUAUUAAAAGGGAAUUUGAAUCAAUAAGAAAUAGAUAUGGCAAAAGCAGAACAGAACUUGAAAAUUAUGCUGAUCAAAAUUAACCAUUUCUUAAAACCUCGAAGUCAAAGUUUCAUCUAUCCCAAAACAAACACUAAAAUUAGAAACAACUUAAUAUAAAUAACAACUCAGUUGAGUAAGAUAAUAUUAUAAAAUUUAGAUCUCAAACAAACUUAGAUCUUGAUUAUCUGGAAGACUUUUAGAAAUAUGACAAAAAGAAUUUGAAUCAACUUAGAGAUGAAGUCAUUCAAAACUCUUGA
Paramecium octaurelia is the source of this 850-nucleotide messenger RNA. NCBI's taxonomy places the organism in Eukaryota, Ciliophora, Oligohymenophorea, Peniculida, Parameciidae. The record is from the annotation of a GenBank genome assembly.